Apis mellifera (honey bee) is the source of this 1374-nucleotide messenger RNA. RefSeq names its product putative acyl-CoA-binding protein (gene Acbp1). The transcript has 3 exons. Gene Ontology annotation, molecular function: fatty-acyl-CoA binding. NCBI's taxonomy places the organism in Eukaryota, Metazoa, Arthropoda, Insecta, Hymenoptera, Apidae. The record is from RefSeq and is a predicted model, not a curated record. Bases 144 to 413 code for a protein of 89 amino acids. Gene Ontology annotation, biological process: fatty acid metabolic process.
CAAAUGGAAUAUUGAAGUGGGGGAAACUUAAACGAAUCUUCCCAGCCAAUGUUCUGCAGUUCUGAACCAGUGCUUCACGGUACUUACAUAGAGGUUACUUAACUUAAAGUAUCAAAGUUUCAACAUUUUUUGUUAUUAAAACAAUGACUCUAGACGAAAAAUUUAAGAAAGCUGCAGAGGAGGUGAAGGAAUUAAGUGCUCCAGCGUCAGAUGCUGAUUUGCUUGAACUAUAUUCACUGUACAAGCAAGCUACUAUUGGAGAUUGCAAUACAUCUAAACCAGGCAUGCUGGAUUUCAAAGGCAAAGCAAAAUGGGAUGCUUGGGAUAAGAGGAAGGGUAUGAGUCAAGAUGCUGCUAAAGAGCAGUACAUUCAUAAGGUGGAAGAACUGAUAUCCAUCAUUGGAAAGAAGUAAUUUGCAAUGUUGAAAAUUUAUAUAGAAAUUUUUAUCUAAUUUUAUCUUUUUUAUAUUCUUAUAAAUGUGCAAUUUAUUGUAUUUUAUACCAGGGUAUAAUAGUUGCAAAAAUGUUUAAAUACUUUUUGAAAUAAUUGUUUUGUUAUUAUAUAAAUAAUUUAAAGAUCUAUAUAUUGUAUAGACAAGAAUUAUUAUAAAUACAAUAAUAUUAAAAAGGAAUUGAUAUAUCGAAUUGACGAAUUAAUUUUCUCGUGGUAGCUGAAUUUAUUUUGCUAUCACUGAUUAGCUAUAUACAACGUCGAUGUUGUUAACUUGGAACAAGUUAACAUAUACAGUAUAUGCAUUAUAAUGUACUUAAUACAUAUACACGAUUUUUAAUACCACAUCGAAGCGUAUAAUGAUGAAAAUAUUAAAAAAGAAAUGUAAUUUUCUCUUCAUUUAAACUUUUACAUUGUUCACCUACUGUUUUUAUAUAAAUUAUAUUCUAAAUUUUGUUAUACGAAUAUUGUGAAAUUCAAAAGUUGAGGAAAGAAGAAGAAAUAAAGUAACAAUUAUUUUGAUACAAUAUAACAUUUUAAAUUAACGUUGAAUUUUCCAUAUAAUUGUUAUUCUAAACAUAAAAAAAUCAUCAGACAAAAUAUAAUGUUGAAUAUCGAUAAAGUGUAAUGAAAUAUAUUAAUAUACAUUAAUGAUGUUUUUUUUUUCUCCACGUUUAACAUUUUUUUGCUUAUUAUUAUAUACACAUACACAAGAAACUAACUAAGAAAAGCAAAUAGGAUUACGACAUUUAAAUUGCUUAUGAAGGAACAUUUCCGCAACACAAAAACUUAGCCCUGUUUAUGCGUCAAUUUUGUUUAUAGAUCCAAUUAUAAAGAAAAUGGAGCACAUUUCUUCCAUAGUGAAUGCUUUACUGCAUUUCAAAAAUAAAAAAAAAAAGGAAAAAAAUCUAAUAUAGCAAAAA